Molecule: messenger RNA, 4309 nt
Organism: Polyodon spathula (Mississippi paddlefish)
Lineage: Eukaryota; Metazoa; Chordata; Actinopteri; Acipenseriformes; Polyodontidae
Product: protein phosphatase 1 regulatory subunit 29-like
Exons: 2
Coding region: 1003-3453 (816 amino acids)
Cellular component (GO): plasma membrane
Molecular function (GO): protein binding
Source: RefSeq, a predicted model, not a curated record
ACAGCCGACGUGCAUUACAGCGUUGAUCCGGACAGACUCGACCUGUUAGGAGGCUAGUCGAGGCCCGUUCCGAUGGGCUGUUUUUCCUUGAUAUUUAUGACGCAUUGAAUCGGCUGAUCUCAACCGGAUCAGAUGUGCGGUCAAUAACGCUGACGCUAUCGGUGCACCAGAGUGGACAUUGUAAAAAAAGCGCUUCCAAACAGACUUUAAAAGCACACAAAGUCGUCAGGAAGCUAGCGAUGAAAAAGCAAAACGACGGGCCUAUGCUAUAUUUUUGAGCAGAUUCGCGUAGUCAUUUACGGAUGAUGUUAAAUCGUCCCGUUGGAAAGCCCAUUUUAGACCCCGAAACGCCGGGAAGUGAGCCUAAAUAAAUAAACAAAUACAAUAAAGACAGCGUUUGUAAUCCUCUUGUCUCUUUCUCUUUAGGAUUGAGGAUAAAAGCAUUGUUGCUUGUCCCUGUCGCUGUGCAAAGCUAAAGGACCCUCCUCGCUUCUGCAGCACGAGUGACGGACAGCCUCAACAUGCAGGUUUUUUAACCCCUUGCUGUUUUUAUAAAACUCUCCUUCGUUUUUUUUUUGGUUUUGUUUUGUUUUUUUCACGGGAAGGAUCUACCGAAGAGAACUUGGGACAAAGAAAAAAAUUCAAGACGGAUACAUCUUUAUAAAAUGGAGACUCUGGAAUCUUAAAAGCCACAGAGAAAAAACAUAUUUUGAUAUUUGAAAGGAGAGAGGGGGGAAAAAAACAGAAAUUUCUCUUUGUUUUAUUUUUUCUGGUUUUCUACUCACACCAACAAGUUUGAAAAAUUCAGAUUCCCUCGCAGAAGCCAAACUGGAUAGCAUUCAAACAGAAGAGAGAGAGGACAAAGUGGGAAUUGACUACCUGCCUUGAACGCAGAAAGGCAGACAGAAGGAUAAUGCUGUAGAGACAGCAAAUACCGCCCCCCCCCCCCCUAAAAAAUAUAUAUCUAGAAGACACUUCCCUUUUCCAGAACCCCCUCAAAAAAUGUCUCUGAAAAUCUCAGUUCUCCUCUGCCUGGCUCUGCUGCUCCAAACCCUGCCCCCUUCCAGGGGGGACUGCUGGCUCAUCGAGGGCGACAAGGGCUACGUCUGGCUGGCCAUCUGCAGCCAAAACCAGCCUCCUUACGAGACCAUCCCCCAGCACAUCAACAGCACGGUCCACGACCUGCGGCUGGACUCCAACAAGCUUAAAGCGGUCUACUUCAACUCCCUGAGCCGCUUCGGCAACCUGACCGACCUCAACCUGACCAAGAACGAGAUCUCCUACAUCGAGGAAGGGGCUUUCUCCGGGCAGCUCAACCUGCAGGUCCUGCAGCUGGGCUACAACAAGCUGACCAAUCUGACCGAGGCCAUGCUCAGAGGCCUGGGCCGUCUGCAGUACCUCUUCGUCCAGCACAACCUCCUCGAGGCCGUCUCCCCCAGCGCCUUCUGGGAGUGCCCGAACCUCAUCACCCUGGACCUCUCCUCCAACAAGCUGGCCAGGCUCGACCCUUCCGCCUUCGCGGGACUCGGCCGCCUCAUGGUGUGCGAGCUGGCCGGGAAUCCCUUCCACUGUGAGUGCCAGCUGUACAGCUUCCUGACCUGGCUGGAGUCCUUCAACAACCUGACCCACAAUUACGACCGGCUCCAGUGCGAGUCGCCCCGGGAGUUCGCCGGUUACCCCCUCCUCAGCCCCCGUUCGGGGGGUCGCAGCGCCAUGACCGUCCUGGGGGCCGUCUGCAAGGACGGCAUCCCGGCGGCGGGGGUCCCCACUCUCUCGCCAGAAGACAGGAUGGGGAUCUACGAGACAUCAGGAGGGGGCGGGAUGGAGGACCUAGAUUUCUUGGAGCCCACGCCGCUGCCGGGCUCCGACCCGUCCUACAGCCCCAGCAUCCGGCUCCAGCAGGUCACCUUCACCAUGGCGACGCUGGUGGUCAAGAUCCCCUCUCCCUUCAGCAAGAUGUACAUCUUGGUCCAGUACAACAGCACCUACGUCUCGGACGUCAUGAACCUCCGCAACAGGAAGGAGAUCAUUAUCUUGGACAAGCUCAAACCGCGCACCGACUACACCUUCUGUGUGGCGUCCAUCCGAAACUCCCAGAGGUACAACCACACCUGCCUCUCCUUCUCCACCCGGGACCGCGGCCCUGACGACCGCCUCCACAGCGCCUCCACCACCACCCAUUACAUCAUGACCAUCCUGGGCUGCCUGUUUGGGAUGGUCCUCAUCCUGGGGCUGGUUUACUACUGCCUGCGCAAGAGACGCCUGCAGGAGGAGAAGAAGAAAUCGGUCAGCGUCAAGAAGACCAUCCUGGAGAUGAGGUACGGGCCGGAGGCGGCCGCCAGCGUCAUCUCCAGCCAGGCCAGCUCUAUAGUCCAGAAGCUGAACCAGCAGCACCACCACCACCACCACCACCACCAACCCAAGCUGGCUUCCCCAGCCGCCUCUCGCUUGUCUUCCAUCCCGCAGGCUGAGAAGAUGGCAGCGGCGUUCUCCGAGGCUUUGUCCGCCGCUAAGGGAAACUACAUGGACGUCCGGACGGAGGACUUGGAAGGAGUGCCGGCCAAGGAGAAGGAGGAUCUGGAUUCCCAAGGCCGGGAUGCGGGGUUGGAAACGGGGGAGGAUUCGGACGAGGGUUCGGCUUCGGAGAUCUCCACCAUCGCCAAGGAGGUCGACAAAGUCAACCAGAUCAUCAACAACUGCAUCGACGCCCUGAAGCUGGACACGGCCCAGUGCGGGCUCGCCUCCACCCCUUCCAAAAACGCCCCCAUAAUGCUGCCCCCUCCCGCCCCGCUGGGGCUGCCGGAGAGAGCCGGGAUCGGAGGCGGGGGGUUCCUCUCCCCGCCUUGCCGGGAAGCCAGCCGCCCGCUGCAGAGGCAGCUGUCUGCCGACGCCGCGGUGGUGGGGAGGAAUCGCUGCAGCGUCUCGUCAGGCGGCUCCACCAAAAGCGCCAGAGUCUUCAGCCUGGAGAUCCCGGAGCGCAGCCCCGAAUCCAAAGGCAGCCUGACUGGGGAGCCCGUAGAAAAGCUCCCUCUGAUGGGAGCGUCUUCCGGAGGCGGGCAGCACUUGGAGGUGCGCCCGGCGUUCCACUGCUCCGAACAUCGCCACUCCUUCCCCGCGCUCUUCUACGAAGGACCCUCCGACUCGCCUGCCCAAAGACCCUCCUUCCUGAAGCCCCUGAGCCUCUCCAGGAGAGAUGCCGCCUCUUACUCCCAGCUCUCCCCCUCCUCCCGGAACAACUACUCUGGCUACUCCUCCAGCCCGGAGUACUCCUCCGAGAACACCCUGAGAAUCUGGGAGAGGUUCCGCCCAUACCGGAAGAGCCCCAAGGAAGAAGCGGCUGCCUACGUGACGGCCGGCCACGCGCUACGGAAGAAGGUUCAGUUCGCAAAAGACGAGGACCUCCACGACAUCCUGGACUACUGGAAGGGAGUGUCGGCGCAGCAGAAUCUGUGAUCCUCGUGAGAGGCGAGCAGAAAGGGGGGAGGGGGGGGUGAAUUAAAAUGUCUGCAGAUACCGCCCACUCACUUUUUAUAGGACCAAUUCCUAAUACCUAGCACCGGGUUCUGAUCGCGGCUCCACAAGGCGCUGGAAGGCGCCUGUUGUUCAUAUUCAGCGCGGAGAGACAGGCAGAGGGUCGCGAUGGCCAAUCGUUCAGACAGUGAGGUUCGGAUCCCCCCGCGGCGACCGUGGUAGAAGCCGCUAUCGUUCUGGCACGGCGGACUAGGGGGGGGCCGUCAGGGUUCAGAUGCGGAAGCAAACUGUUUGCCUUCCAGAGCGCUGGAGGGACCCAGGGUGCGCCAGGAGAACACGCCCCCACACCGGGGAGAUACCAACCCCGACCGGGUUCCUAAUAAAGUGGCCAGGCAAUGUAUUCAUAGACGGCGGGGUCCUACAGAUUUGAGGCAAGGAUCAAACCAGAACCAAAUUUUACACAAAGCCCUCAGCAUUACUGGAUCCAGCGUGGAAUUAAGAAAGGGUAUAUCCAGCUAGAUAGCCCUGUGAGAGUUCAAUGUCAGAAUCCCCAGUUAACCCAGCCUAUUGCUCACACUGCCGUGCUUGGACUGGAGACUGCAUGAAGCAGUUGUAGCUGACAGCAUGACACCCUGUUCGCCAGGCUUAGGGUUCCUCAGAGCCAAGGAAAGGCAGAUUUAAAAUGAGGAGAUUAACAGAACCACUCAGACUGAUUGCAAAACACAAUCCAACACUAGAGCAAAAUUUUACUAAGUGAGCUUAACCUCUCAGUGCUUUACAGUGCUUCCCUGUGCUUUACAAGGCUUCCCUAUGCUUUACAAUGCUUCUCUAUGCUUUA